Molecule: messenger RNA, 981 nt
Organism: Taeniopygia guttata (zebra finch)
Lineage: Eukaryota; Metazoa; Chordata; Aves; Passeriformes; Estrildidae
Source: RefSeq, a predicted model, not a curated record
GCCAGAUGCAUGGACCGUGCUGCCUGCAGAGCCCUGCCAGCCUGGCUGAGCCCGGCCCUGUGCUGUCCCCCGGGCCCCACAAAUCACAGCAGGGGUCAGGGCCUUGCAGGUGCCCACUGACCCUCCCACAGGCUCACUGCCACCACUCCUCUCUCCUAGGACAUGGCUCUCAUCCGGGAUCUCCAGGAGGAGAUGGACAGGAUAAAGUCAACACAGAUCCGCAUGGAAGGAGACGUAAAGAAGGUUAAGGAGUCGCUUCCCAUAAUGAAGAAGCUGGAGGAGGACCUUAAAAAGCUGAGGGAGGAUGCAACCAAGUGGAAAGAAGAGAGCAGCAAUGAGAUCUCUCAGCAAAUUGAGGCUUUGCGUCAGGACACAAAACGUGAGCUGCAGAAGAUGGGAGAGCAGCAGGAGAGGAGGAAUGCCAUGCUGGAGGAGAUGGUGACUGAGACAGCCAACCAAGUGAACGAGCAGCUCCUCCUGCGCUACGAGAAACUCCAGGAGAAGGCAGAAUCCCUGGAGUCCCGGCAGAUGCCCAGGGGAAAGCUCAAGAAAAUGAUGAAGAAUUGGGGACAGCUGGAGCAUGACCAUGAGCGUCUGCACUACAUGGAGGAAACACUUGUACGGAUGAAAGAAGACUGUGAGAAGCUCAGCUUUGUUUCUGGGAGCCUGCAGAAAGACGCUGAACAAAAGCAGAAAGCGAUCAAGAUGCUGUUCCAGUCUCUGGAGAAGGUGCAGAAAGAGAAAACAGAUGAGCAGGACGUGAUGGCAGCAGUGGAAGUGGUACAGUCUCAAUGGGCCUCUCUGCCAGCCCAAGGGUUUCCAGGCAGGGUGCCAAAUGCCCCUUGUCCCUUGGGGGCUGGGUUGCCAUACUGGCCUGGGGAGGGAGCAUUUCCCGAGCAUGUCCCGAGGGUUCCCUCACCCUCCCGAUGGUGGGAACAAACCCACCAGGGUGAUGGGGCAAAUGGGGCCACAGCACCCUAA